UUAGGCUAGCCCCGUGGGAGCCUGCUCUCUCUUUACGUGUGGUGUACAUACGCUACUCUGACUCCAUAUCUGUUAUCGUUCUAGGGCAUCUGAAGAAGGGCCCAGAGGGUGAGGUAGGUAACUACUGGCAGGAGCAUGGAAAUUGACGAAGCUCGGUCGGAGACCGCGGUUAGGGAAAAUGGAGGAAUCCCCCUGGACGUGGGGAUGAUUGGUGCUGAUGGGCUGGCAAACUCGCCUAAGCCACAAGCUGUAGGAGAUGAAGCAGUGGACAAUCAGAAUCGCUCGCCCCCUCAAGCCCAGACCAAUUACUGGGCUGAGGAGGAGAGAGUGAGGGAUAUGCUUGCCAAAUGCUUCGACAUUGGCAUCCUCCCAUCCGGAUGGGAUAUCGGGGAACUGAAGGAGGAGGGCACCACAGCACACUUUACACUCAAUCCUUCGUUGGAUGAGAUUAAAGUUAGGUGGCUGAAGAAACGUACUGUAACAGUCAUUUUCCAGGAGGGAUCUAAAAAUCUGCCGAGGAAGAUGAAGGAGGAGGUCAUCCGCGCUUACGAGGACAUCUGGAUGGGCGAAGAGCGUUUCGAGCAGUCCAUCACCCGUGGCCGUGUCUGUAUCGAAUCCAGCAAUGUGCUGUCCUACAUUGCGAAGGAUGUCAUGGUGACGCAAUGGAUGUUACAGGAGGGAGAAACUCGAGUGGCGUUGCGAGGGAGAUGGCACAGCAUCGCCUUCAAACCUUGGUUGACGAAGAAAGAAAUUCAAGAAGCAAGGAAGGAGGCCUCUCUAACUUAUUUCUGGAUCAAGAUUUUGGACGUCCCGAUAGACGCGUUCUGCUAUCUGGAAUCAGCCGCCGAACUUUCAAUUGGUCCGGUUAUCAAGGUUUACCCCCCGGAGCGUGAUGCAAGGACCCCUCAGCUAAUCAACGUUAGGAUUGAUAUGGCAGUGGAUGCGCUUCCAAAACUGAAGGAAACUGUGUUUCACGACGUUCCAAGGUCAAGUGAUUGAAUUGAAGGUUGCCAACGCCCAGACCCCGUGGUGCAGCAAGUGUCGA
Messenger RNA from Chara braunii, 1045 nucleotides. Lineage: Eukaryota; Viridiplantae; Streptophyta; Charophyceae; Charales; Characeae. The record is from the annotation of a GenBank genome assembly.